Molecule: messenger RNA, 1189 nt
Organism: Biomphalaria glabrata
Lineage: Eukaryota; Metazoa; Mollusca; Gastropoda; Planorbidae
Exons: 4
Coding region: 97-987 (296 amino acids)
Source: RefSeq, a predicted model, not a curated record
AAGGUUGGUGUACAAACAGAGGAGAAGUCUAUUCUGGGUAACGACACACAAAAUCGAUCUUCGUUUACAACUCAGUCAGUGGGAAAUGUGGUUCAAAUGGUCAACUGUUCUGCAAAGGAUUUGAACACGGCAGAAAGUACAAAUCAAGGUGUUGAAAUUAAUGUCAACAUUUCACAGGGGAAUCAAGAGCCUGGAGCUACUGACAACAUCAAAGCAACCUCAAAGAACCUUCAAAGUGUAGGCAGCGUCGUCCAAAUAGUCGGAGAUAUAGAGAAACUAUCCAGUUCUAAUACGGAUGUGCUUGGAAAUAGAUUACAAUAUACUGGGGAUGAAAACUGGACUGGAUUAAGAAAUCCUGGUUACGAUGAAGAAGAGACUGCGAAUGGUGAUGGUCAGACCGUGGCCAAUAUGUUGCAGAUUGGAUUUCCAUUAAACGAUGAUAGAACUAUCUCGAAAGGUAGCGAAAGUAGAGUGUCUGAAAUAAAAGCAGAUUCAGGAGAAGGCGCUAAACAAACUGUAGUAAAUUCGAUUCAGUCACGUGACGAUAUGGAAAUGGAAAGUCUCAAAAAUAGAAUAAAAGUAUUAGAAAACAAUGUCCGGGAAUUAUGGGAACUUGCAAAUCGUCCUCGACCAGUUACUGCGCAACAGAACCAACAAAUUGACAACAUUUCUGAGGAAAGCUUUAUGGAAACUACGACCGAAAGAGACGGAAAUGCGACAGACAUAAAAUCAAUGUAUGAUCAAAAGAAAGAGACGGAACUAGAAACAUUGAUUCAUGAUGUUGUUAGCAGUUGUUCAGAGCUCAGGGCAGACUUGACGUCAAACGAAAGAGACAUGAAAUAUGAACUUCGGAACAUAUUCUCAAGACUGGAUGAGCUUGAAUCCAAAAUGGAGGACGCAGACCCAGAAAACGUUGGGACUUAUCGUGUUACAGAUGAGGAUAUCCAAGGCAUGUUCCAGGAAUUCGAAAACAGUCUGUAUAAAUAGUAGAAAGAACAAAAGAAAAUAAUCAAAGAUUCUUCGAACUGACAAUGAACGAUACUGGAUGAAGAACAAUUACAGACUACACAGUUUACAACGAACCACCACUGCAUGAUACCAUAGAGCCUUUGUGAAAGCAGCUUUUUAAGCUAGAUUAUACAUGUACCCUGUACUCACCUUUAUAAUAAGAAAAGGGUUUUCCUUAAGA